Molecule: messenger RNA, 1404 nt
Organism: Fusarium graminearum PH-1
Lineage: Eukaryota; Fungi; Ascomycota; Sordariomycetes; Hypocreales; Nectriaceae
Exons: 4
Coding region: 1-1404 (467 amino acids)
Source: RefSeq, a predicted model, not a curated record
AUGGCGAGCCACUAUUAUCCUCCUCCUCAACAGCAACAGCAACAGCAACAUCGCCAAUAUGCGCCGCCGCCGACUUCUCCUCCAGCGAACCAAACACAAUUCUAUCCUCCUCCACCUCAACCUCAGUCGCCGCCGCAAGCCGGACAAGCUAUGAACUAUCCUCCUCCGCCUCAACCCCAAUCUCCACCACAGACUGGGCAGGCUGUGAGCUAUCCUCCUCCUCCCCAGCAUACAUCAUCUCCCCAGGUUCCUCACCAGCCUACGCCAGUUCACUACCCGGCACCUCCCCAGCAGCAGGCGACUCCUUCUCCUCAGAUUAGGAAUCAUUCUCAUAGCUCCUCUCAGGGUAACUACCCUCCUCCUCCCAUGUCGGCGCCAGCGUAUCAGCAACACUUCCAAUUCAACCAGCCUCAAGCAACCCAUCCGCCUCAGCAGACUCAGUAUCAUGCGCCAGGCCAGCAGAACAACUUUGCCAUGAGGCCUGCAGCGACUCCUCCCGCACCGACGCCCCCUGUGUCAACACCUCCGGUAGCUACACCUCAGUCUACUCAGCAACAUUUUGAGCCACCUCCGGCACCGGUGUCGCCUCAUCACAAUGAUUCGUACCCACCUGAGAAGCAGGGAUUAGAGCAGGAGGCACCACAGCAACAACCUGGAACUGCGAGAGCGAUGACUGUUUCUGGUGCGCCUCAAGCAGGUAAUUUCGUUGGCGCCGAGGCCACAUCUGACGAUAUUGGGACAUUUAAUGGUGGCAGCUACCGUAUCAGUCAUCGCGAUACCAACAGUAUCCUCACCAUACAGCUAGCGAUGGGCUGCCCGAUGUCCGGCAAGCCAGGCGCAAUGAUCGCCAUGUCUCCUACCGUCACGUUGAAAGGACAAAUCAAAUUCAGUGUGAAGAAGAUGAUCACUGGUGCUGAAUUGUCAACUUCAACAUACAUUGGUCCUGGCGAGGUGCUUCUGGCACCACACAGCCUUGGUGAUAUCACUACCCUGCGCCUCACAGGUAAAGAACACUGGUCAGUAGGCCACGAUGCAUUCCUUGCUUCGACACAGGGUGUUGUAAAGGAUCACAAGCGACAAGGACUCGGAAAGGCCAUGUUCAGUGGUGAAGGCCUGUGGGUAUACAAGGUCAGCGGUACAGGACUGCUCUGGAUAUCGAGUUUCGGUGCCAUCAUCAAGAAGACGCUUGUCGAGAACGAAAAGUAUAUUGUAGAUAACGGCCAUUUGAUCGCAUGGGACACCAAGUAUGUCAUGGAGCGUGUUGCCUCGGGAGGUAUCAUCUCGGGACUUGCUUCUGGGGAAGGUUUGGUCUGCAAGUUCACCGGCCCUGGAACUGUUUACAUGCAGACUAGAAACUCGAGGGCAUUUGCUGCGUUUAUGGGAGGACAGCAGUACCAGGGAUAA